Messenger RNA from Rosa rugosa (rugosa rose), 3882 nucleotides. RefSeq names its product putative disease resistance protein RGA3. Gene Ontology annotation, biological process: defense response to other organism. Gene Ontology annotation, molecular function: ADP binding; protein binding. The transcript is spliced from 2 exons. The record is from RefSeq and is a predicted model, not a curated record. Bases 78 to 2993 code for a protein of 971 amino acids. Lineage: Eukaryota; Viridiplantae; Streptophyta; Magnoliopsida; Rosales; Rosaceae.
AUGUAUGGAAACACUUCUUACUCUUAGCUACUUUGAUCGGUCUCCCCUUCUUUCCACUACAAGUCGAUCAAUUUCUGAUGGCUGAAGCACUCAUUUUCGUUCUCCUAGAACAAUUGGCUUCAAUCACCCGUCAACAGGUACAACUACAAGUGAAAUUGGUAGUUGAUGUUAAGAAAGAAGUUGAAAAUCUCCGCCACAAUUUCCGAGCUAUAGAAGCCGUGCUCAAAGAUGCAGAGGAGAGGCAAGUGAAGGAGGCUUCCAUUAAAUUAUGGCUGGAUGAUUUAAAGGAUGUGUCCAACGAGAUGGAGGACGUGUUGGAUGAUUGGAACACUGAAAUUCUGAGGCUACAAAUUGAGAAACAAGAGAAAGAAGCGGGAAAUGCUCUUGAAACGACUAAGAAGAAGGUAUGUCUAUGCAUUCCUACUGCUUUCUUUUGUUUUGGCCAAGUUAGUAGAGUUAUUUUUCGUCGAGACAUUGCUCAAAAGAUUAAAGAUCUCAGUGAAAGGUUAGCAACAAUUGCUAAUAUGAGGCAAAAUUUUAACUUUCAGUACACAAAAAGUGGUACUGGACAUAUUGAGCGACAAAAGACCACUUCUUUUGUCGAUCAAACAUUUGGUCGGGUAGAUGAAAAAAAAUUCUUGGUGGGCAUGUUGUUGAGUGAGAGUAAUCCUGAAGGGCAAAGCCCCAUUGUCAUCCCGAUUGUAGGGAUGGGUGGAAUCGGUAAAACAACUCUUUCGCAACUAGCAUAUAAUGACGAAAAAGUGAAGGCUAAUUUCACAAAAAGAAUAUGGGUUUGUGUCUCAGAUCCAUUUGAUGAGCUCAACAUAGCCAAAGCCAUCAUUAGAGCCCUUGAUGGAAAUGUCAAUUGCAUUUCAAAUGACCUAGAAGCUUUCUUCCAAUGUGUGCACAAGUCUAUCGAGGGGAAAAAGUUUCUCCUUGUCUUAGAUGAUGUGUGGAACCAAGACUAUAGGAAGUGGGAAAAUUUGAAGCUACCUUUACAUAAUGGUGCUCUAGGUAGUAAAAUAAUAGUCACUACACGAAAAGAAGAAGUAGCUAGGAUGAUGGGAGCACCCGAUAACACAAUCAAUUUGAAGGUGUUGAGUGAAGAAAAUUGUUGGUCACUGUUCACUAGAAUUGCCUUUACCAAUAGAAACCAAGAUGAGUGUCAAAUUUUGGAACCUAUUGGUAAGGAAAUUGUAAAGAAGUGCAAAGGGUUGCCACUUAUUGCCAAGACUUUAGGUGGUCUCAUGCGUUGUAAGAAAACAAAGAAAGAAUGGCAAGAUGUUUUGGGUAGUGAGAUAUGGGAGUUAGACAUAAUGGAGCAACAAGUUUUCCAACCGUUGUUACUAAGUUAUUAUGAUUUAACUUCAAUGAUCAAGCGUUGUCUCUUAUAUUGUGUUACCUUCCCAAAAAAUCAUAUAAUUGACAAAGAAGUUUUGAUUGAGUUGUGGAUGUCGCAAGGUUUUCUUGGUUCAUUUGCAAACAAAGAAAAGACAAUGAUAAACAUUGGAGAAUCAUAUUUCGAUAACUUGGUAAUGCGAUCUUUCUUCCAGAAUUUGAAGAAAGAUGAAUUUGGAGAUAUUGAACAUUGCCAAAUGCAUGAUAUUGUGCACGACUUUCUCCAAUAUUUAACCAAGAAUGAAUGUUUAAUCGUUGAGAAAAAAGGUGUUGAGGAGAGAAUAGAAUUUCCAGCAGACAAUAAGCUCCGUCAUUUAACCAUAAUGUUUGCACCGAUAGGACGUUUUCCCCUUUCUUUUGACCAUUGCCAACGUCUACGGACCAUUACAACAUUUAAUUGUAAAAUUACAAGUUUUACGCGAGAGUUGAUUUUACAAUUAAAAUGCGUGAGGACGUUGAAUUUGAGUGACAACUAUAUCGAAGAAGUUCCGGACGAGGUUGGCGGGUUGGUGCACUUGAGGUAUUUGGAUUUAUCUCGUAAUCGGAGGCUGAAGAAAUUACCUGAUAGUCUGUGUAAUUUAGUCAAUUUGCAAACCUUGCGAGUUGAUUGGUGCAUUAGCCUUGAAAAGUUCCCCGAGGCCAUGGGAAAGUUGACCAGCUUGCAGCAUCUUCAUGCUAAUCUUGGUUUUUGCGACAUUGAUAAACUGCUGAAGCUGCCCAAAUCAAUUGCGAUGUUGAAAAGUCUACGGACGCUAGAUGUUGAACCUGUGUUAUUAAUUGAAGGUGAAGGUGAAGAUGGAGAUGAAGAAGGAUUGAGGUCAUGUGAUUUGAGAGACAUGGACGAGCUUCAGGGGAAACUUUGGAUCGUAUUAAAGGGCAAAUUGAAAGAUAGUGCUGCGUGUGAUGUGGAGAAGGCCAAAUUGGUGAAUAAGAAACACCUUCUUCAUUUGAAACUAGGGUUCGCCUGUGAAAGCGAGGGCAACCAGAGUACCAUCGAGGAAGCAGUAUUGAAUGUCUUACAACCAAAUUCAAAUCUUGAAUCCUUAUGGAUCAGAGGUUACGAUGGCAGCACCCUGUACCCCAAUUGGACCUCCUCUUUAAUUAACUUGAAAAGCCUAACCUUCUCUUGGUGCUUGGUUUGUAACUAUGUGCCUCUUUCGGUUUUGGGCAACUUGGGGUCCCUUGAGAGACUCAGAUUUGAUGACAUGCCACAAGUGAAAAAGGUUGGAUUUGAGUACUCACUUGAUCAUCAAGUUAUAUUGUUCCCCAAUCUGAAACAACUCGAGUUCGCUGAAAUGCCGGAGUGGGAAGAAUGGGAUUAUCAUGAGAAUGAUGCUACUUCAUCGUCACCAACUUUUUUCAUGCCACGCCUUUCUACUUUAUCCAUUGAAUGGUGCUAUAAGCUGAAGACAUUGCCAGACUUCCUUCCAAGGAAGACGCCGCUGCUUCAGAAGUUGAUCAUCAACGAUUGUCCCAUUGUCUCCAAAAGUUGCAAAGACAUGCAAGGCCCGGAGUGUUCCAAGAUUUCUCACAUCCCAAACAUCCAUAUUGAAUGGAAAACUAUACAAAAAGAUGGAGUUUGGAUCAAACAGUAGGAUUUAUCAACAACGUCAUCCAUCCAAUUCCUUGGCGACGAGGCGGCUGAGGCGUGAAAAGCGACUCCAAAGGCGUCAAAGGUGCAGGCGCAGCAACAAAAGAAAAAUGACGUCGUUUUGAAACAGAUCGCGUUUUAAAGCCUUUAGGUCGCGACUGUUCUGCUGUGAGUAUUGGAGAGCCGAUUUCAGCCCCCUCUCUUACAAGAGGCAGCAAGUUCGAUCCCUAACCCAGAGUUCGAUUUAGGAGUACGAUUUCGAUUCGCAGCAGUCAAUUUGAACUUUGAAGGUAUUAUUGUAGUUCGAUUCGCAGCAGGCCAUUUGAAGGAAUUGGAGUUCGAUUCGCAACUGUCCAUUUGAAGGUAUGAUUCCAAUUGAUUCUGUUAUAAAUCAUGAAAAUAGUAUCUGGGUUUGAGUUGUUCCCGGGGCGGAUUCAGGUGGUGGCGAGUUUGCACAGUUGCCCAACCUCGAAUUUUUUAGAUAGUUAAAAAGUUUGCACAGUUUGCACGCCUUGCUAGUGUUGAUGGACUGGAUGAUGUAUGGUUAGAGGAGACUCCUGCUAUUAUUCAGGAUGUACUCUACGAGGAUUAUUGUAAUCUUUCUAAUGUAGCACGGGGUUCAGGUUUUAUGUCCCCCCCCCCCCCCCCGUUGCAAAGUAUUAUUUCAAUAAAUGGAACCGGGCGUGGGGCUGAGCCUCCCAGCUAGGCUGGGUUCCAAACCCUUUUCAAAAAAAAAAAAAAAAAGAAGUUUAAGGCUGUGAAAUCCAUUCAAUCUGUAAAAAUGGCAGAAUUGGGCAGCUGCCUCCAUACGACGUCGUAUAUCUAUCUGUAAUAUAUUACAUGUAAUGUUUAUUCACGAUUGCAUAUUCACACCCCAGCUUUUCUGUUUUGUA